GGUUGACAGCGGAAGAGGCAUCCCACCCAACAGCGUCACGGACCGGAGUGGAACCCAGACAGCCUCACCAUGAUGAAACAAGCGGCUGCUGCUGCAAUCGGGGGAGCCCUGGCCGUGGGGGCUGUCCCCGUGGUGCUCAGUGCCAUGGGCUUCACCGGGGCAGGAAUCGCUGCCUCCUCCAUAGCAGCCAAGAUGAUGUCUGCAGCAGCCAUUGCCAACGGGGGUGGAGUUUCUGCCGGCAGCCUGGUGGCUACUCUUCAGUCAGUGGGGGCUGCUGGACUUUCCACAUCAUCCAAUAUCCUCCUGGGUGCCACUGGAUCAGUUUUGGGGGCCUGGUUGGGGAAAUCAAAUGAGGAACCUUCUUCUCAAGAUGAACCUGAAGCUGAAGAAGACCAGCCAAGAGAAAAUGUACCCCAAGAUGAACCUCCAAAACCCCCCAAUCAAGUCUAACAAAAACGAGAAAUAAAGAUCACAUGCAGGUGCA
Messenger RNA from Otolemur garnettii (small-eared galago), 484 nucleotides. RefSeq names its product interferon alpha-inducible protein 27-like protein 2. The record is from RefSeq and is a predicted model, not a curated record. Lineage: Eukaryota; Metazoa; Chordata; Mammalia; Primates; Galagidae. The transcript is spliced from 4 exons. Gene Ontology annotation, cellular component: mitochondrion; membrane. Gene Ontology annotation, biological process: apoptotic signaling pathway. The coding region runs from base 70 to 450 and encodes 126 amino acids.